Molecule: messenger RNA, 2114 nt
Organism: Mastomys coucha (southern multimammate mouse)
Lineage: Eukaryota; Metazoa; Chordata; Mammalia; Rodentia; Muridae
Gene: Rassf9
Product: Ras association domain family member 9
Exons: 3
Coding region: 725-1969 (414 amino acids)
Biological process (GO): signal transduction
Source: RefSeq, a predicted model, not a curated record
GUGUGGCUGGGUGUGGAAAGCAGGAAAGGGGGGGUUUCCAAGUCGAGUGAAAUUCCCAUUCCAUGGCUAUUACCAUGCCUGUAGGGUUGGCAGGUCUUAGAGGUUAGCUAGUUGGCAAAUAGCUCCAACACACAAUAGAGGCUCUCCCCUCCCUUCUUCCCUCCCUUCCACUCUCCUUCCCUUCCUCCCUCCUCUCCUCCCUUCCUCCCUCUCUGACUCUCCUUCUUCCUCUCCCCCUUCUCUUUCCUCUCUCUCCUCUAACUUUUGAGCUUUCAAACAAACACCUUCUUCCAGGCUAAAGCUGGGCUGGUCUCCUUAGAAGCAGCAGCCACAACAAUCCCGCAGUUCAAAGUUAGGCAGCAAUUGCACAACUUCCAGCAACUCUCCGCCAGCCGGCUGCUAAUGAGCUUGAAAGCAAGGAACAUUUGAGAAGUUGAACAGGAAGCCUCCUGCCUUCCUCCUUUCACCAGAGAGACCCAGACACCCCACCCAGGGUCCAGAUUACUUUGAGAUAAGGACUGUGUUAUUUGCUUGCCUUGCCGGACAGACCAUGGCUCCCUUUGGAAGAAACUUGCUGAAGACUCGACAUAAGAACAGGAAGACCAUCAUUACUUUAUUCCUUAUUUGGCAUAUGAUGCAAGCUAGUGUUGCAUAAAACUCAAUACUCAAGACAGAUCAAUUGACACUGGAGUCUCAUUAAAACAUUUGAUCCCCAACAAAGGACAUGGAUCCUGAAGAGAAGGAAAUUGUGGUUUGGGUUUGCCAGGAUGAGAAGAUUGUCUGCGGAUUAACUAAACGCACCACCUCCAUCGAUGUUAUCCAGGCUCUGCUUGAGGAACAUGAAGCUACGUUUGGAGAAAAGCGAUUUCUGUUGGGCAAGGCCAGUGACUACUGCAUUGUAGAAAAGUGGAGGGGCUCAGAGAGAGCCCUUCCUCCCCUGACUAGGAUCCUGAAGUUGUGGAAGGCUUGGGGAGAUGAACAACCCAACAUGCAGUUUGUUUUGGUUAAAACAGACGCCUUUCUCCCAGUGCCACUGUGGCGGACUGCUGAAACCAAACUACUGCAAAAUAAUGAAAAGCCUUGGGAGCUCAGCCCAGCGAAUUACAUGAAAACUUUACCACCAGAUAAACAAAAACGAAUCGUCAGGAAAACCUUUCGGAAACUGGCUAAAAUUAGGCAGGACACAGGUUCUCAUGAUCGAGACAAUAUGGAGUGUUUAGUUCAUCUGAUUAUUUCUCAGGACCACACGAUUCACCAGCAAGUGCAAAGAAUGAAAGAGUUAGAUAUGGAAAUUGAAAGAUGUGAAGCUAAGAUCCACGUGGACAGGGUAGGGAAUGAUGGGGCCAAUUACGUCCAGGAGGCUUAUUUAAUGCCCAGGUUCAGUGAUGAAGAGCAGAAGCUAGACAUUCAAUCUGAGGACAACCAGACUCUAGAGAACCUGAACGACAGUGAGGGGGUGGCACAGCUGGAGGAACAGCUGCAAUACUACAGAGCGCUCAUUGAUAAACUUUCUGCUGAGAUUGAGAGAGAGGUGAUAGGCGCAGGCAUUGACGGGAGCGAAGACACGGAGGGGGCAGCUGUCUGUGAGCUGGAAAACUCCGAUUUGGAGAGCAUUAAGUCUGAUUUGGAGAAAAGUAUGAAAGCUGGUUUGAAAAUCCACUCUCACUUGAGUGGCAUCCAGAGAGAGAUUAAAUACAGUGACUCACUGCUUCAGAUGAAAGCCAGGGAGUACGAACUCCUGGCCAAGGAGUUCAGUUCACUUCACAUUAGCAACAAAGAUGGAUGUCAGGGAAAAGAAAACAGAGGAAAGGAAGCUGAGGCUUCCAGCAGCAAUGGGGAGAUCCCUCCAUUAACUCAAAGGGUGUUUAACACAUAUACAAAUGAUACCGAUUCAGACACUGGCAUCAGUUCGAACCACAGUCAGGACUCUGAAACGACUCUGGGAGAUGUGCUACUGCUAGCAACUUAACUCGGAUGGCUUCUUUCUGACAUUUAAUGAUGUUUUGUGUGGUUUAACAACGAAUCUACUCUGUAUAUAACUUUGUCAAAGUGUAAACCAUGCUAAAGUAUUCAGUAGUUAAUAAAAACUAGUGGCCACCACUGCUUGUUUUCAA